CUUCCAUUCUAGUAAAAUCUUUGGGUAAGUGGUGGGAACAGGAUUAAAUCCACCCUGUAUUUCUGUGUCUGAAGACGACAGCGGAGACUACCAAGUGUUCCGUUCCAUUCAGUUCCGGAUCUAUUCUUUCUUCUUUCUUUUGUGUGUCGGGAACUAACAUGGUUGGUUGUAUUGCACUCCCUUAAUAGUAACAGUAAUUCAUAUGCAUCAGCAGCAGCGUUCAUUUGUGGCUGCCGCAAAAUCUCAUCUUUCUUUUGAGCUUUCUCUGAUAUUGGAGAAAGUAGUAGCACAAUGUGAUCCUUGCUUCUGUUUAACCUGCCCCGACAGUUCAGACUUGAUUGUCUCCUGGCUUCUUUUGAUUUGAUUAUCCCAAUUCCCAAAGUCUAGACGCAUACUACAGUCGCCGCCGGAAAACAAGAAAGAAGAUAACAGGAGGAUGAUGUUGCCUUCUUCUUCUUCCUCCUCCUCCUCCUCUGGUGAUCAGCAGAAAAUGUCCCUUCGCUCCAUGCUAGCCACCAGGCUCACCCGCCUCAAUAUCCCAACAUCUACUCCUGCUGCUGCUGAUCCGGACCUCGAUUUCUCCGAACUCUUUGGCCCUGUGAUGCUUCCCACUUCCUCCUCCUCCCCCUCCGCUGCCCCUAUCUUACUGGGCGAGCCGCAAGUCAUUCGUAACCGCUCCCAUUCCUUCGUGGGCCCUUCUCCAAGAUUCACCUCCUCAAAGUCCCUACCUUUUCUCCAACAGGAAUUUCAGCUCGAUGACUCUGAUGACGAGGACGAUGAAAGCGGAAAAAUUGAAGAGGUCAGCGGUGGACCAGGGCCUCAAGAGGAUCAUCUCAAUACUAGUAACAAUACUACUGCUGCUGCUACUACUCAGGAGGACGAGGACGAGGAGGAGGAGGCAAAACAAGUGAUGAAGAAGAUUGGGCCGGGGGACUUCGAAAUAUUGAGGGUCAUUGGAAAGGGUGCAUUUGGGAAGGUUUUUCAGGUUAGAAUGAACAGGGGUGUAGUUAUCAACGGUGAUGGGAUUUUCGCAAUGAAAGUCAUGAGGAAGGAAACUAUUAUCAAGAAUAAUCACGUGGAUUACAUGAGGGCUGAGAGGGAUAUUCUCACCAAAGUUGUGCAUCCUUUCAUUGUUCAGCUUAGAUACUCUUUUCAGACAAAAUCUAAGCUUUACCUAAUCUUGGAUUUUAUAAAUGGAGGACAUCUUUUCUAUCAUCUCUACAGACAGGGGAUCUUCAGUGAGGACCAGGCAAGGGUUUAUACAGCUGAGAUAGUAUCUGCCGUUUCACACCUUCACCAGAGUGGAAUUGUUCAUCGAGACCUUAAACCUGAAAACAUUCUGAUGAAUGCUGAUGGGCAUGUGAUGCUCACUGAUUUUGGACUUGCCAAGGAGAUUGAUGAAUCAAGUCGAUCCAAUUCCAUGUGUGGGACAACAGAAUACAUGGCUCCAGAAAUCUUACUGGCCAAAGGCCAUAAUAAAGCUGCAGAUUGGUGGAGCGUGGGGAUACUUUUGUAUGAAAUGCUCACUGGAAAGCCACCAUAUGUCCAUUCGAGCAGAAAGAAGCUUCAGGAGAGAAUCAUCAAUGAAAAGUUGAAGCUUCCACCUCGCUUGAGUAGCGAAGCUCAUUCUUUGCUCAAAGGAUUGCUACAGAAAGACCCAUCCAAAAGAUUGGGCAGCGGGCUCAGGGGAGGAGAUGAAAUCAAGUCUCAUAAAUGGUUUCGGUCAAUCAACUGGAAGAAAUUGGAAGGCAGAGAACUUCAGCCUAAGUUCAAGCCAGAUGUGAGUGGCAAGGAUUGCACUGCAAAUUUUGAUAGAUGUUGGACGACAAUGCCUCCAGAUGAUUCACCAGCUGCCACCCCUACAUCAGGCGAGCUCUUUCAAGGGUACACUUAUGUAGCACCCAACCCGUGGCUUUCUUCUCAAUGAACCAAAGCUUACUAAAGAAUUCGAAGAAAGCCUUGGAAACUGUCUCACCUUAUUUCUCUUUCGAUGCAAUGCGACAUAAAGAUGACUGGUCUGUCUA
This is a messenger RNA of Coffea eugenioides, 2024 nucleotides long. Its product is annotated as serine/threonine-protein kinase AtPK1/AtPK6-like. Gene Ontology annotation, biological process: protein phosphorylation. Gene Ontology annotation, molecular function: ATP binding; protein serine/threonine kinase activity. The transcript has 6 exons. The coding region runs from base 437 to 1927 and encodes 496 amino acids. The record is from RefSeq and is a predicted model, not a curated record. NCBI's taxonomy places the organism in Eukaryota, Viridiplantae, Streptophyta, Magnoliopsida, Gentianales, Rubiaceae.